Lampris incognitus (smalleye Pacific opah) is the source of this 2208-nucleotide messenger RNA. RefSeq names its product collagen alpha-1(IX) chain-like. The transcript is spliced from 26 exons. Lineage: Eukaryota; Metazoa; Chordata; Actinopteri; Lampriformes; Lampridae. Bases 1 to 2208 code for a protein of 735 amino acids. The record is from RefSeq and is a predicted model, not a curated record.
AUGGCUAGUGAGGACCUUCACCGCCGCCGCCACCCCACCUCCUUCUUGUCGCACCUCCUCUUCCCUUCCACCAGACUGCAUUGGGCGUCAGUGCAGAGGUCAUCAGGUGUCAUGUUGGAGGCCGUGGUCACCAGGAUGCUGGGGAGAGCAGGCGAGACUCAGAAGCUGUUGCGUAAGCCCCCUGGCACCCCCGCGCCACGCCACCUGGGCCCGUCACACCCGGCGCUGAACUUUCCCCGCGGCUUCCCCGAUGAGUACUCCUUCAUGGCGACCUUCCGCAUGAUCAAGAACACGGUCAACAAGGUGUGGAACGUUUGGCAGAUUGUGGACGAAGACGGCCGCAAGCAAGCCGGCCUGCGUCUGAACGGAGACCAGCAGGCCCUGGAGUACUUCCUAAUGGGCGCUGACGGCAACCUGCAGACCGUCACCUUCCCAGGCCUGUCCGUGCUCUUCAACACCAAGUGGCACAAGGUGAUGAUCGGCGUGGAGAGGGACCAGGUCACCCUGUACGUGGACUGCCAGCCCGUGGAUCAGAGGCCCAUUAAGGGCAAAGGCCCCAUCAACACGGAGGGGGACACCCUCAUCGGCAGACUGGAUGCGGAUGCUGAUGCGUCUGUAGUGUUUGAACUCCAGUGGAUGCUGAUUCACUGUGACCCAAAAAGAGCCCAGAGAGAGAGCUGCAGUGAGCUGCCUGCCACUGAGCCGGAGAAACCAAUCCAAGGCCCCCCAGGUGUCCCUGGUCCAGAGGGCCCCCGUGGGCCCCAAGGAGAAGAUGGCAGGGAUGGGAGAGAUGGUCUCCCAGGUUCUCCUGGCAGUCCAGGAAGUCCUGGAGCUCCAGGAAAACCAGGAAUACCAGGAGAUGAGGGAAACAUCGGACCUGAGGGUCAACCGGGUCCUAAAGGGAGCGCUGGCGUCCCGGGGGCCCCUGGCCUUCCCGGCCCACCAGGGCCUGCGGGGCCGCCUGGUGCCGGCAGCAGUGAGGGAAGUGGGGAAGCUUGUCCUGCUGCUUGUCCUGCUGGACCACAGGGGAAUCCUGGGCUACCAGGAAUGAAGGGGCACAAAGGAGUGGUAGGUGUUCCUGGAAUCCCCGGAGAGCCUGGAGAGAAGGGGGACGCAGGACCACAGGGUGCAGCAGGCACCCCGGGACGCAUGGGAGAUGAUGGGCAAAGGGGACCUAUCGGCUUUCCAGGUACCACAGGAGAGAAGGGAGACAGGGGUCCUCCUGGUUUUAAUGGCAUCCCUGGUCCCACUGGACCACCUGGAGCUCCCGGUGUGGAGGGCAUUCGAGGACGUCAGGGUUUGGAGGGACCCAAGGGUGAAGAGGGAGAAUCUGGAAAAGACGGCAAGGAUGGCCUCUCAGGGGCUGACGGUGCCAAGGGAGAGCCAGGUAUCCCAGGGGCCGGCGGUAUCAGGGGUAUCGUUGGGAUUCCAGGCGAGCCUGGACAAGCGGGAGCAGAUGGGAAAUCAGGAGACAAGGGAGCGCUCGGCGAAACCGGAAAACAGGGACCAGUUGGGCCUACAGGUCCAGCAGGUAUCCAGGGUGACAAAGGAGACAAAGGUAACCCCGGUGUCAAAGGGAUGAUGGGUUACACUGGACUGAAAGGCGAACAGCAUGGAGAGAAGGGCCAGAGAGGUGCUGCAGGGGCUGACGGCAGGCCAGGACAGCCGGGCCACGAGGGCUUGACGGGGCCAAUGGGAGCACGGGGCCUUGAGGGGGAGAGGGGGAUCCCUGGGGCACCUGGCCCAAGAGGUCUGCCUGGCUCCAAAGUGAGUGACGCCAAGCUUCGUGAAAUGUGCUCAGCCAUUGUUGAAGAACAAUUAGCAGCAUUAAAGGAAGAGCUUCUUAAGAAGCCGGCAGGCCUUGGUGCCCCUGGCAUCCCAGGACCAGCUGGACCUCCUGGACCCCCUGGACCAGCCGGAGCAACAGGAGCUGCUGGCGCUCAAGGGCCGAUGGGUCCUAAAGGCCAUAAUGGCUUUUUUGGACUCCCCGGUGCACCCGGCAAGAAAGGUGAUACUGGGGGAAAAGGCGAUAAGGGGGAAAAGGGUGAGGAUGGUGUAGGAGUCAAAGGAAGCCCAGGCGAGCCAGGCGUGCCAGGUGCACCAGGCCUCCCCGGCAUUGGGAAAGACGGUAAAGAUGGACAACGGGGCAGGGCCCCGCCUCUCUACAUGGUCAGUGGAAAGAAGUCGGCCAGCUACAAACACCAAUGA